Molecule: messenger RNA, 1099 nt
Organism: Nymphalis io (European peacock)
Lineage: Eukaryota; Metazoa; Arthropoda; Insecta; Lepidoptera; Nymphalidae
Exons: 2
Coding region: 25-1041 (338 amino acids)
Source: RefSeq, a predicted model, not a curated record
CUUCAUAAAUGGACAUUCAAUUUUAUGCGCGAUGAGUCAUCCGGACCUACGAUAACAACACCUGCGAGUGCAUCGCCGCACACUUGUAAACCACUAACGCUUAGCGAUAAUAGCAGUCACAAAACUUUAGGAAUCGGUUGGCUUAAUGGCAGCGAUGAAUUUUGUUUUAAUACAGACUUUGAAUUUGAUAGUAACCUACCUAUCACUAAGCGCAUAAUUUUUUCACACGCAUCACAAAUUUUCGACCCGUUAGAUAUUUUAAGUCCAUUUAUUUUAACAGCAAAAAUGUUAUUACAGCAGCUGUGGUUAUUGAAAUUAGAGUGGGACGACACCGUACCGAGCGUUAUCGCACACCAAUGGAACCGGUUUCUUACGUCUCUGCCGUUAUUAAAAACAAUUCGAGUACCUCGCUGUGUUUUGAGUAGUAAUAUUACAUAUACAGAGAUGCACACAUUUACCGAUGCCUCGCAAACAGCGUACGGCGCGUGCAUUUACAUUCCCACUGUAAACGCUAAUGAUAAUAAGGUUACAGUACGCUUAAUAUGUUCUAAAGGCAUGGUCGCGCCCCUGAAAACCAUCAGUAUUCCACGCUUAGAACUUCUAGGGGCCCUAGUGGAUGCACGACUGUAUGAUAAAAUCAUAAAUUCGCUUCACUUAAAUUUUAAUCAUAUAAUGUUUUGGUCAGAUUCCACGAUAGUAGUUGCCUGCGAAAACUUGAUGGAAACGCCUACACAUAAACUUGACCGUUAUCAGAGGGUCGAACAAAUUGGACAACAUUUUUGGACUCGCUGGACUAAAGAAUAUAUCUCUGAGCUCCAGACGCGGACGAAGUGGAGGAACAAUAUAAAGGAUUUCAAGCCCAAUACAAUGGUCAUCAUAAAAGAAGACAAUUUCCCUCCAUUAAAAUGGCACGUGGGACGAAUCGUUAAAAACAUUCCUGGGAACGAUGGAAUUUCAAGAGUAGCUGACAUUGCAACUGCUUCCGGAAUAGUGCGACUUGCUUACAAUAAUAUAUGUCCGUCGAUUGAUCCAGACGAAUAAUCAAACGAGUGGUGAACCAGUUGAAAGCCAAGGGUUUCAAGACCGGGGCAUGUUCGAG